AUGGCCGCCGCAAACAGAGACAACGUUUCUCAACCUAAGAACGCCGCCAUGCAAAAAAACACCGGCGAUUCCCAGGUCCCAGACCUCAACCUGGAAUUCUCUCUCGACCGGAUUUACCCCGAGAAUUCCAACCAAAACCCUCUGGCUCGGUCCUCAUCGGUGGCCACAAUCUUGAGGCCUCAGGAACCCCAAGCGGCGCCGCAUAGGGCGGUUUCUCCAAUUCGUUCCGUACGGCUGCCGAGGGCAAGCUCGCUUCCCACAGAAAAAGGUCUGAGGUGGGUGAUCAGGCCCAAGAACGUUCGAGCCUUGAGAAGGCUGGAAACCAAACAGAAGAUAGCUCAUCGGCAGCAACCAGCUGCUUUGCCGGAGGUGGCCAGGGCUCCAGCAGCUCUGGAAGCUCCAGUAGCCCCAGCAGCUCCGGCACCUCCAGCAGCUCCAGCAACUCCGGCAGCUCUAGCAGCUCUGGCAGUAAUCCUGCCGGAACUCAAAGACAGUAGUGUGUCGUGUGCUUCCAACGGUCCCGGGGCCUUGGAGACGGUACUCUAUCAUUACAAAGCGGAGGGGUAUUUGACUGUGUCUCGUGCUGCAAACGGAGCACAAAGUGUUGAGACGUUACAUUCGCAAAGGAAUGUCACAGUACCAUUAAUGGCCACCUCUGCAACAGCGGCUACAACAAAAGAGGAUGGCCCUUCACAAAGCACACCGGAAAGCCCCUCAAAGAUGGUCGAACUUGAUUCUGGGGACGAUAUGGUUUCAUUGAGAACCACCGGAGUGGGCGGAAGACAAAUCAAAGGGAUCCUUUACGCUAGGGAUGGCGAGGUAAACAUCCUGUGUGUUUGCCACGGACUUUUCCACUCGCCGGCACAAUUUGUGAAGCACGCCGGUGGGGAGGAAGUAGAAAAUCCCUUGCGGCACAUUAUGGUCUGCCCUUCCUCAUAUUAG
Molecule: messenger RNA, 942 nt
Organism: Malus domestica (apple)
Lineage: Eukaryota; Viridiplantae; Streptophyta; Magnoliopsida; Rosales; Rosaceae
Product: ninja-family protein 6-like
Biological process (GO): negative regulation of DNA-templated transcription; signal transduction
Cellular component (GO): nucleus
Source: RefSeq, a predicted model, not a curated record